AUGGAUCUAGACAAUGGCUCAUCGGGUGCUCGCUCACCCCCAGAUGCCGAAUUGUUGAGCGCUCCUGCCGAUAAUGCCCUCGUCUCAGACUCGUCCCUUCUGCCGGUCUUGGAAUCGACUCCGGAUUCAAAAGGCCUCUCUCCGGUCGACUUGUCCACGUCCAGCAGGGUCCAUAAUCAGCAUUCGCCAGUGAAGGCAGCCAGAGGUGAUGCAACGCAAGAGCCUCGUUCGGGAAACAGAAUGGGCCAUGUGACCCGCUCCUCCAGUCGUGCCCGCCGGCGGUUCAGUGGGAGUACGGCGGCCAGUUCAAUAAGUGAGAUGGAGGCGAGUGGGCCAAAACCGUGGCGACUGGGGGUGUGCGCGCUGGACGUCAAGGCCCGCAGCAAGCCGAGUCAGAAUAUCCUGACUCGUCUGCAAUCCAAGGGAGAUUUCGAGGUCAUUGUGUUUGGUGACAAGGUGAUUCUCGACGAGGCUGUGGAGAAUUGGCCUGUCUGUGACUUUCUGAUCGCUUUCUUCUCGGAUGGAUUCCCUCUGGACAAGGCAAUUGCCUAUGCCAAGCUGCGCAAGCCGUUUUGCGUAAACGAUCUGCCCAUGCAAAAGGUGCUGUGGGAUCGUCGACUUUGUCUUCGGAUUCUCGAUCAGAUGGGAGUGCCCACUCCGAAGAGGAUGGAGGUUAAUCGAGAUGGUGGACCCGUCUUGGAGUCGGCCGAGUUGGCUCAACACAUCCUCCAAUUGACCGGGGUCAAAUUGGACGGCCCGGAGGACGGAACGGGUGGUGGCACCCCGAGAACGCAGAAUGUGUCCAUGUCCGAGGAUGGAGAGUCCUUGAUUGUGGAUGGCAAGACUUUGCGAAAGCCCUUUGUGGAAAAGCCUGUCAAUGGUGAGGACCACAAUAUCCACAUCUACUUUCCCAACGAUCAGCAGUACGGCGGUGGGGGUCGGAAGCUGUUCCGCAAAGUGGGCAACAAAAGUUCCGAAUACGACCCGGAGAUGACCAUUCCACGGUCAGUGACUGAGCCCGAGGCCAGCUAUCUCUACGAACAAUUUCUACGGGUGGAUAAUGCAGAGGAUGUGAAAGCCUACACCGUGGGGCCAGAUUUCUGCCACGCCGAAACGCGAAAAUCCCCUGUAGUGGACGGCCUUGUUCGACGCAAUACCCAUGGCAAGGAAUUGCGCUACAUUACCAAGCUGAGCAAAGAGGAAGCAGCCAUUGCUUCAAAGAUCUCGAAUGGAUUUGGCCAGCGGAUUUGCGGCUUCGAUAUGCUCCGCGUUGGCGAUAAAAGCUACGUGAUUGACGUCAAUGGGUGGAGCUUCGUCAAAGACAACAACGACUACUACGACAAGUGCGCCCACAUUCUGCGCGAGACCUUCCUCGCAGAUCUGGAGAGACGCCGAGGCGAACCUGCGACAGACGUGGUGGAUUCGCAAAGUGCAGAGGUCGGCUCGUCACGCCGAAGUAUGACAGGAUCCCAUCGACAGGCAUUGAAAACGCUGCUCAAGUCGCCGAGUACAUCCAGACUAUAUGGAAAUUCGGGUGUUGUGCACAAGGCCCCCGAAUCAAACGCUUCUGAAACGGCCACCGGCGCGCCGUCGGUCACAUCGUCAAAUGGCCAAGCGGAAGUCCUAGAUGUCUUAGGGAACUCGGCGGUGGCGAGUCCUCGGGAUGCUCAAUUUGAAAAUCGCGGGCCUAGUCCAUCCAACACAAAGUCACCCGCGGUUUCUAUCCACCAGUCAAACGAUGGCAUGGCGGCUCCCCCUCCCCCACCCCCGGCAUCGAAGCACUCGUGGAGAUUGAAGGGAAUGGUGGCGGUUAUUCGCCAUGCUGAUCGCACACCAAAGCAAAAGUUCAAGUUCACAUUCCACAGUCAACCUUUCGUUGAUCUUCUCAAGGGUCAUCAAGAGGAAGUGGUCAUCAAAGGCGAGGCUGCUCUGUCUAGCGUGUCCAAUGCGGUCAAGGUCGCUAUGGAUCAGGGCCUGGAGGACAUGGACAAGCUAAAGCUGCUCCGUACUUCACUUGAAAAGAAGGGUGGAUGGCCUGGUACCAAGGUGCAGAUUAAGCCCAUGUUCCGUAAACGCAGACCGGAGGAAAUGUCGCCAGAGAUGCGGGAGCGUGACUCGGAGACGACGGCCACUCCGGCCGCGGAAGAAAACAUACCUGAAGAGGUACUGACGCCCACGCCGGGUGAGACGGGAGGUGAGGCCGGGGUAGACAGUGACCCUCUUCGUCGGCCCCAGACCCGCAGUGACUCGAUCUCGGGUGCCACGUUCUCUCGCUUCUCCGCCGUGGAAAACGACUUAAUUCUGGACAAACUGCAGCUGGUGAUCAAAUGGGGCGGAGAGCCAACCCAUGCGGCACGUUAUCAAGCGCAGGACCUGGGCCUCAACAUGCGAGACGAUCUGAAGCUGAUGAACAAGGAGGCACUGAGCAACGUGCGACUAUUCACAAGCUCCGAACGGAGAGUAAGCACGAGUGCGCAAAUCUGGGCAUCAUCGUUCCUCGAUCAGAAGGAGAUUCCUGAGGACUUUAUCCAAGUUCGCAAGGAUCUGCUGGAUGAUUCUAAUGCCGCCAAGGACGUCAUGGACAAGGUCAAGAAGAAGCUCAAGCUGCUAUUGCGAGAAGGAUUCGCGCCAUCUCAAUUCGCAUGGCCCAAGGACAGCAAUAUUCCCGAACCAUCGGUUGUUCUUGCAACGGUGGUUGAGCUCAUGAAGUACCAUCGAAGUGUCAUGCGACACAACUUUCAAGAGCUCGAAGCGUCGGCAUCGAGGAAAGGGGAAGACGCACUCGACCAGGAAGAUGCGGAGAAUGCUGAACUGAACAAUGUUCAGGGUCGUUGGUGCGCCGGUGAAGACCCGCGAUUAUUCAGGGAGCGCUGGGAGAAGCUCUUUGCUGAAUUCUGCGACACUGAAAAGGUCGACCCAAGCAAGAUUUCGGAGCUCUACGAUAGUAUGAAAUUUGAUGCCCUGCACAACCGGCAGUUCCUCGAGUGGGUCUUUAUGCCUCCCGAGAACGACCGGGAAGAAGACGAUUGCAGUGGCUCCAAGGGCCGCAGUGCCUCCAAGUCCGACUCAGCCUCCGACAGCAAGUCAGGGUCGGAGCCGGCGAGUGAGCGCACAGAGGAGCGCGGCGAGACGCAGUCAUUUGGCCACCGUUUCAACUGGAAGAAACGGCUGCACGCGCUGGAAUCCUUCCCGCAACUCCGAGCUUUGGACGAUUCGUAUGACCAUUACUUCAAGCUCUUCCCCGGUUCCAACUCCACCAAGUGCAAAGUCGACGAGCGGCUGUCCAAGCUUCGUGAAUUGUACAAGUUGGCCAAGGUGCUGUUCGACUACGUAACGCCCCAGGAGUACGGCAUUACCGAUAGUGAGAAGCUCGAGAUUGGUCUGCUCACAUCGUUGCCUCUGCUGCAAGAAAUCGUGCACGAUCUUGAGGAGGUCCAAGCCUCUGACGACGCAAAGUCCUUCUUCUACUUUACCAAGGAGUCCCACAUUUACACCCUGCUGAACUGCAUUCUGGAAGGUGGGAUUCAAACCAAGAUUGCGCGUCGGGCUAUUCCCGAACUCGACUACCUUUCUCAGAUUUGCUUCGAGCUGUACGAGUCCAUCGACAGUGAAAAUGAGAUUGAGCCGUACUCAUACUCCAUCCGCAUUUCCAUCAGCCCCGGCUGCCACGCCUUUGACCCACUUGAUGUGCAACUCGAUUCUCGACACGCCAUUGGCUGUGCCCCACGACGCAGCCUCACUGCUCAUCAGGAUUGGAAAGAAGUGAUUGAGACUCUGAAGGCGAAAUUCGACACGGUCAAAUUACCGAAGUCGUUCAUUGCCGUGAACCUCAGUGACAAGCAUUUCGCGUCCUCGCCGGUUGAGCAGGGCGUUUAG
This is a messenger RNA of Penicillium oxalicum, 3876 nucleotides long. Its product is annotated as inositol polyphosphate kinase VIP1. The transcript is spliced from 3 exons. The record is from RefSeq and is a predicted model, not a curated record. Gene Ontology annotation, cellular component: cytosol. The coding region runs from base 1 to 3876 and encodes 1291 amino acids. Lineage: Eukaryota; Fungi; Ascomycota; Eurotiomycetes; Eurotiales; Aspergillaceae. Gene Ontology annotation, biological process: inositol metabolic process; inositol phosphate biosynthetic process. Gene Ontology annotation, molecular function: diphosphoinositol pentakisphosphate kinase activity; inositol hexakisphosphate kinase activity; 5-diphosphoinositol pentakisphosphate 1-kinase activity.